Messenger RNA from Paralichthys olivaceus (Japanese flounder), 581 nucleotides. The record is from RefSeq and is a predicted model, not a curated record. Lineage: Eukaryota; Metazoa; Chordata; Actinopteri; Pleuronectiformes; Paralichthyidae.
GAGAGAGGGCAUCGCUCUCCUGAGCCUCGAUGCUGCUGCACCACCCGCCUCCUCUUCCUCCUCUUCCUCCUCUUCUUCCUCUCACGAUGUUCCCUCAACUCGUCCCCAUCGUGCUGCUCACCGUGCACGCGGCUCUCGCUGACGGGAUCCAGACCUUCACGCACACGGACCCGGUCACGGGAUCUCAGCUGAAGUGCGAGGGCUGCCCACCCGGGACCUAUCCGCGUGCGCGCUGCACGGCGACGAGCAAGAGCGUCUGCGCGCCGUGUCCAGCGGGCUCGUACACGGAGCAAUGGAACUACCUGACGAAGUGUUUGCGUUGCGGCGCGUGCGGGCACUACGAGGUGGUGCGCACGCCCUGCACCGCGCACAACGACAUAGAGUGCGCGUGCAGAGAGGGAUUCUACUACAAGAAGCCGUACGAGAUGUGCAUGCGCCACAGUGCGUGCUCGUCCGGACAGGGAGUGCUGAGCAAAGGUAGGAUGGUGGUUCUGGAUGAGGAUGUAAAGGUUCUGGAUCUAAAGGUUCUUUAUCAGAAUGUAAAGGUUCUAGAUGAGGAUGUAAAGAUCCUGGAUCAGAAU